AUGGUAGUCUCUCAUGGUCCCGCUAAAUUCUACGGCACCAGCCUCCCCCGCCCUCGUUUCUAUACUGAACUCAAGUUCAACGACCACCGCGUCGACCCUCCCGUCCCCGUCACUGACGCUUUAAUGUCGUGGGCCCAUAAAGCCCACUGGUCCAUGGGUGGCCUCGAAGAGAAACGCCUUCGCCUCCAGGGCAAAAUCGAAGGCAACGUCGAUAAGCUCCGAACCCAGCGCGACAAGAUCUCCAAGGCCCAGGCCCACAGCCCGCUCUCCAUUGCCCGCCCGGAUCUUUGCGGAUCUAAAAGGAAAGCCUCGCUUUCGCCUCCGCCGGCUCCGGUCGCGGCGAAGCUGCGGAGGUCAGUGGCUCUGAUAGAUGAUGAGGAUGAGGAGUUGGAAGAGAUUGAAGAUGAAGAGGAAGCGAAAGCGAAGGUUAGGUUUACUCGUCGCGGCGUUCCGAGGAGGUUGGUGAAGAAGCUUGGAGAUGAUUUUGAUCGAGUGGCUUCCACGGAGAGCAAUGGUGUGGAUUCUGAUUCGAUGGGGCUUAGGACUCGGAGUCGCAGAUUGAUUAAAGGUGGUGGUGGUGGUGAUGCUGUGAAGAAGGUGGUUGAAGAAGAAAAAGGUGAGAAAUCGAAUCCCAAAAGAAACAAAAAUAAGAGUGAAGCUGAGAAGAGCCCUGUUUCUUCUACAAAUGGGGUUAGAGUUAGAACUUCUCCUAGAUUAUCAAAGCGUGGAUCCAAUUAG
Gastrolobium bilobum is the source of this 738-nucleotide messenger RNA. RefSeq lists its product as uncharacterized. The record is from RefSeq and is a predicted model, not a curated record. NCBI's taxonomy places the organism in Eukaryota, Viridiplantae, Streptophyta, Magnoliopsida, Fabales, Fabaceae. The transcript has a single exon. Bases 1 to 738 code for a protein of 245 amino acids.